Messenger RNA from Anoplophora glabripennis (Asian longhorned beetle), 1923 nucleotides. RefSeq lists its product as uncharacterized. Gene Ontology annotation, biological process: positive regulation of flagellated sperm motility. Gene Ontology annotation, cellular component: sperm midpiece; non-motile cilium. The transcript is spliced from 10 exons. The record is from RefSeq and is a predicted model, not a curated record. Lineage: Eukaryota; Metazoa; Arthropoda; Insecta; Coleoptera; Cerambycidae. Bases 20 to 1909 code for a protein of 629 amino acids.
UCUUGCAGCUGAUGUUUUAAUGAGUUUGUUGACAAAAGAUUGCUAUGAAUCUCGUCGUUAUGUUUCUCUAGAAGCUCGAAUAAAUUGUGCUCUAAAGAGUCAGUUAUUAGAAAUAUUAACCGAGUUACUACAAUUUGCAGAUGAAAAAAUUUAUCCAAACAUAUUAAAUGUAAUAAAGACAUUGAUCAAGGCAGCAGAUGAAGCUUGUCAGAUAUUAAUUGAACAAGAUGCAUUGAAUUAUUUAUUAAUGCGACUAGAACCAACAUGGAAAGAAAGGUUUCCCAAUAAACCUCCACCAAAACUGCCUGUGUUAGAGGAAGAAAGAGUUGUUUAUCGACUAUUGUCAAUUUCAAAAAAUAAAUCUGCUACAAAAUGGAAUCCACAACAAGUUUGCGUACUCAGCCAUUUAGCUCUGGAUUGUUUAAUGAAAAUCGUGCCUUUUAUGGAAGAGGAAUUUAUCGAGAAUAGUGGUCCUACUAUAUUUUUAGAUAUCAUUUGUAUGUAUAAGACGAAUGAUAUUGACAUACUCAUAUUAAGAAAAUGUUUGGAAGCUUUGCUUCACACAUUAAGAAAUACAGUCAUGGUAUUGGACUCCAUUAUAUUUAAUGACGGUUUCAAAUUAAUUCUGGGUUUAUGUGAGGACAUAGUGUUAAAUUUGUUUGAAGAUAAUUUUGGGAAAAAAUGUUUAACUCUAGCUAUCCUCAUUUUAAAUAUUUUAUAUGAGCAUUCCACUCAAAAAUAUAAGAAGAAAUUAAUUACAAUUACUAUAGAAUAUAUGAAGAAAAUUGUACUACCGCAUAAAGAAGUAUCUGUUCGUGACGUUCGUGAAAUUAUAUGUGUUAUGAAUUUUAUUUGGGAACACAUUGUCAAAGAUGAGGAAUGUGCAAAAGAAUUUGUAAAAAAAGGUGGUACUUUUUUAAUGUUGGAUAUGGUACAGAAAUUUCCAUUUGUGGUAAAAAUAGUUACCCUUGGGGCUUUAGUAGACCUUUGCCAAUUUGAUCACUGUAUACCAUAUCUAAUAACAUGGAAACGGAAAGGACAGAAGAUUCUUCCCAUGUUAAUGAAGGUGUUUAGAGAAGAAAAUAAAAGAUUAAAAGUAAAAAGGGGUUCUCAUGGACAAAUUUCAGAUAUAAGAUACCCUUUAAUGGGAAAAGACCAGUGGUUUUUGACUUUCUGUACGUGUAAACCAAUGACGCCCGGUAAUGCAUGCAUUUCUGAUUUAUUUAUAAGCUGCAGACCCAAAAUUUAUGCGCUCUUACAAAUGCUUCAUAUGAGACAUGCAGAAGCAGUUAAAAUUGCUGACGAACAAUACAAAUCAUAUGAUGAGGAACUGCAACCUGAUGAUCAGGUAACGAGACUCAUUGCAGAAAAUUUCUUGGCAUUAAAAUUGGGAGAAGCGUGGGUUGAAUUAAAGGAACAAUUUGAUAGAUCGUCUAUUAGCCUUACAUACAUUGACAACAGACUUCUUUCUGCUCUUACCGAACGAACUAAUAAAUUGGCACAAUACUUACAAAGCAUACAAAAUGAAAUUAUACAAAAUGCCAAUGAAAAGGAACUAUUCAAAGAGUAUAAGCUAUAUAAACAUCUAUCAAAUGGGAAUUUGACUGAUGCUUUGGAUGCCUUAAGUGAAUUGAAAACUAUUGCAAGAAGUUCAGAACAUAUGUUUAGAAUAUCCGAAAAAUAUAAACAAAAUAAACAAAUAGAGGAUGCUCUAAAAUCUCAUAAUAUUGAAGUUCAUAGAACCUUUUUUGCCACUAUACGUGUAACUCCUGUAUACAAUCAAACUGUAAACUUAACAAAAACAGUAAGCACAGAGGAAAUUGAUUUAGUUCCCAUUUCCCCAAUAGAAUCUAAUAUCCAAUGUGACAUAGACAUUACAGGGGACUUAUUACAGUCACCUAAAGAAUAAACUGGUCUGUAAAG